AUGGAGGGCAAUUCUAUACUCCAUGCUUUUAACAACAUCUAUUUUGCAAUCUUUGCUUUAUUUUGCUUCAAGCUUUUAAUUAAGAUUUCUUUGGCUUUGCUGACCCACUUCUAUAUUGUUAAAGGCAACAGAAAAGAGGCUGCCAGGAUAGCAGAAGAGAUCUAUGGAAUAGCACCAGGUUCAUGGGCAGAUCGAUCUCCUCUUCAUGACGCUGCAUUCCAAGGGCGCCUGCUAUCUUUGAAAACAUUGAUUGCGCAGGGAUUCAAUGUGAACAUUGUAACCAUAGAUCGGGUUUCUGCUCUCCAUGAGGCCUGCCUGGGUGGCCAUGUUGCUUGUGCGAAAGUCUUACUGGAGAACAGCGCUCAAGUCAAUGCAGUCACUAUUGAUGGAAUCACUCCUCUCUUUAAUGCCUGCUGUAGUGGCAGUGCAGCUUGUGUGAACAUGCUGCUUGAAUUUGGAGCCACGCCACAGCUAGAGAAUCACCUUGCUUCACCUAUUCAUGAAGCAGUAAAGAGAGGUCACAGGGAGUGUAUGGAAAUUCUUGUGGCCAAUGACGUUGACAUUGACCAAGAAGAUUCGCAGCACGGAACACCCCUUUAUGUGGCCUGCAUGUAUCAGAGGACAGACUGUGUCAAGAAGCUUCUCGAACUAGGAGCCAGUGUUGACUUGGGUAAACGAUUAGACACUCCACUCCAUGCUGCAGUUAGGAAAUCCGGCGCAGAAGCAGUCAACUUGUUAAUGGACUAUGGUGCUAGCUUGAUACGCAGAAAUGCUGAAUUCAAAUGUGCCCUUGAUCUGGCAGCCCCCAACAGUAAAGUGGAACAGGCCCUCUUGCUUUGGGAAGAUUUUGUUUCAGACUGGUCUCCCUUACAUGAUGCCUCUAUCCAUGGGCGUUUGCUUGCUCUGAAGAAACUCAUCAAUCAGGGGAGCAGUGUUAACCUCAUUACAGCCGAUCACGUGUCUCCUCUCCAUGAAGCCUGCUUAGGGGGCCAUCCUGCUUGUGCUAGUGUCCUAUUAAAACACGGGGCUCAAGUGAAUGGAGUUACUAUUGAUUGGCAUACUCCUUUGUUCAAUGCCUGUGUCAGUGGCAACGUGGCCUGUUUGAAUCUAUUAUUACAGCAUGGAGCCAGCCCACAUGCACCAUGUGAUCUGGCUUCCCCUAUCCAUGAAGCUGCUAAGAGAGGACAUAUUGAAUGUGUCGAAUCCCUCACAUCCAAUGGAGUAAAUAUAGACCUCAACAUCAAACAUCUGGGUACUCCGCUUUAUGUGGCUUGUGAGAAUGAGCAGGUAGCCUGUGCCAAGAAGUUACUUGAAUCAGGAGCAAGUGCAAAUGGUGGCAAAGAUCUGGACUCUCCUCUCCAUGUGGCUGCCAGGAAUUCCAAUGCUGACCUGGUGCACUUGCUGAUUGACUUUGGAGCAGACGUGAGAGCUAAGAAUGCAGAAGGCAAAAGGCCAGUGGAGCUGGUUCCACCAAGCAGCACUUUAACACAAAUAUUUGUGCAGAAAGAAGGGCCCCUGUCCUUGAUGCAGUUGUGCCGCCUGUGCAUUAGGAAGUGCUUCGGACACAAACAACAUCAUAAAAUAACUGGACUUCUGCUCCCGGAUGAGCUGAAACAUUUUCUCCUCCACAUUUAAACAUUUUGUAUUCAAAACCAUACCAGUAAAAAUAAGGCGAGGUUUGUCAUAGUGUUGCCAACUCUUGCAAUUUUACCGUGAAUCUUGUGGUAUGUGAUGUUUCUCUGAAAGCUCCAGCUGCUGGAGUCAUGUGUUUAGAUGAGAAUCUCAAUUUUCAUUAAAAAGGAAGUAAUUUUCUAGCCCUCGUGGCUGUGAAGAAAAACUUGAUAACGUGACCCAGCUCAGAAACCAGAAAGCAAGUAACAUGAGGACCAAAUUUAUCAUUUUUUUUUAAGAAAAUGAUUUUUAAGCUAAUCUCAUGAUUCUUUGAGGCCUGAUUUUUGAAUGCUUGGGGCUGGCCAUACUGCACCAAGUACAUGUAUUAGUGCAGUACAAACAACAUCUCAGAUUUAUUAAAUAAGAAGGAUGGCUGAAGUCUUGCUUUAAACAGCAACCAUCUAGGAUGCCCAUGUCAACUGUAGAAGAUGUUCCAUGCUCUUGUCGCCCUGUAUGUAUAAGGAAACGGAGCCAAUUCCAUCCCUGCAAAGCAAGUGGGGAGAUUUGACAUGGAAAAACUGGUUAAUCAUUUGCCAUAGAUAAUUCAACUCUUUUAAAGAUGAUCAAUGAAUUUGCUGAAAAUUUCUUCCUUAGAAUUCAAAGAAAAGUAAAGGGAAGAUAGUGAAUGUCAAUUAUUUUAUUGAAUUAGGUUAUUUCUGUCCUUCAUGUUUUAAACACGAAAAUAUUAACUAGUUCUUAAAGAAUAUUCUGUGUUUUCAGAAUACCCAACAGUGCAUGUAGAUGAACACCAGCCAACAACGAUCUAUUCAGAUGGGCAUCUGAAACUGUUAGGGGUUUACAUUAUUGCCAUUACAGCAUAUAGAUCAUUGUUGAGGGUAGCUUCCUGCAAUGGGGAAAUAGUAGGAAAAUUAUUUUUGAUCAGCCAUUAAAAACACUUAUUCACUGAUGUGUUCUGAGACUUAAUGGCCUCCUACCUCAGUAUAAUUUCUCCCUUAAGGAUCAAUUUUUCAAGGACACAGGUUACCACAUGUUGGCAGGGAGUAAAUGUUCUUCCGCUUUAUGGUUUGAUUGAAAAGUGAAAUUUCCUAAGGAUUUAUGAGCAGGUCAUCAAAAAGGACAGCUUCAUUUUUUUUUCCUCCAGAAAAAGGUACCAAAGAGUUCAUUCAAAGGGUGAAAUAAAAAUCUUUCUUGGAAAACAUUCUACCUCUUUCUUAACAUUUCCCACAUGAGAGAAUAAAAACAACUAUCUUUAAUGUAGAAUAAUAUAGU
Mauremys mutica (yellowpond turtle) is the source of this 2901-nucleotide messenger RNA. It is a transcript of the gene ASB11, whose product is annotated as ankyrin repeat and SOCS box containing 11. NCBI's taxonomy places the organism in Eukaryota, Metazoa, Chordata, Testudines, Geoemydidae. The transcript has 12 exons. The record is from RefSeq and is a predicted model, not a curated record. Gene Ontology annotation, molecular function: protein binding. Gene Ontology annotation, biological process: protein ubiquitination; positive regulation of protein catabolic process; intracellular signal transduction. Bases 1 to 1635 code for a protein of 544 amino acids.